Molecule: messenger RNA, 4512 nt
Organism: Frankliniella occidentalis (western flower thrips)
Lineage: Eukaryota; Metazoa; Arthropoda; Insecta; Thysanoptera; Thripidae
Product: E3 ubiquitin-protein ligase SHPRH
Exons: 11
Coding region: 190-4011 (1273 amino acids)
Biological process (GO): DNA damage response; protein polyubiquitination
Cellular component (GO): nucleus
Molecular function (GO): metal ion binding; ubiquitin protein ligase activity; ATP-dependent chromatin remodeler activity
Source: RefSeq, a predicted model, not a curated record
UACUGCUAUUAUGAAAGACUCAAACCGAGGCGGGAACGGCGGGAAGCGGAGCGCUCCUCCUGUAGCUGUCUUUUGUUUUUGUUUUUGUUUGUUUGUUGUUCACGGUUUCUGAUUGUUUGUAUUUCGGUCUGUUCGGCUUUUGUGGUUAGGAAGGUUGAUGCCAAAGUCUUGAGUUCAUGGGCUUGUGAUAUGUCACGAAGGCUCGAAAAUGAUGAACUUUUCAAGGUGGUUAAAGACUUCCAUGCGAAGGAAAAUCGUGAAGUAUCUUCUGUGGAGCACCCUUCUCUCCUCCCCAAACUACGUCUAUAUCAGAAAGAAGCAGUGCAGUGGAUGAUUCAACGAGAAACUUGUUCAGUGUUUGAAAAUAUUUUUUUAGAAAUUGUUGAAGCUGUUGAGGACGACUCUAGCUCUCAUGGUGCCAAAGGUUUGCCUGUUGCCAGACUUCCGACUGGCGGCAUUUUAUCAGAUGAAAUGGGCUUAGGCAAAACUGUCGAGGUUCUUGCUUGCAUUCUUAAUAAUCCACGUGGAGAUGUUGUGAUACCAAUUCCAAAAAAUAUUCAACCAGAAGACCCCAAAAAGGUCAAUGAAACAGUUCAAUCUCAUAAAAAAAAAGCUACUAAAAAAAGGAAACAAAAAGAUGAUGAUGAUGAUUGGCAACCAAGUUCAAAGAAUAAAAAAGAAAAGGGUUCUGCUACCAAAGGUGAAUUGGAAAUGGAAGCCAAAACAGAGUGCAAGGAAGUGGAGCUAAAAGGAAAGUGUCGCUCUCGUGCUAAACUAUUAGCCCAACAAUGGUAUGAAAGCAAACUAUCUGAGGUUAACAAAAACCCAAUUAGAGCUUAUCGAGAAAGUAUUUUUGAAGGCUCACCAAAUAGUAGUAGGAAUGUUGUUGUGCAGUGCAUUUGUAGUGAGACUGGUGAGGAUGGCAUAAUGAAAUGUAAGUCUUGCUCCAGAUGGUUGCACAAAAAGUGUAUUGGGGCUCUGAAAUGGAAUGGUGUGCAACCUGUAUAUUGUCCACAGUGUUGGCUGAAACAGACUCCUGUUCAGUCCCGUGCCACUCUAAUUGUGUCUCCUACUUCAAUAAGUGGUCAGUGGCUCAAUGAAGUUAAGAGGCAUAUAAGUAAAGAUGCAAAUUUUAAAGUGCUAGCUUACAAAGGUGUUAGAGUUGAUGGGUUUUCACAACCUUAUGACUUUGCUGAUUAUGACCUAAUUUUGACUACCUAUGAAAUCCUACGUCAUGAACUGUGUCUCGCUGAAGUUCAUGAAAGGCGGAGUCUGCGCUAUGAAAAACGUUAUUUUUCUCCUACUUGCCCAUUACUUUGUGUAGAUUUCUGGCGCAUAUGCUUGGAUGAAGCGCAAAUUGUGGAGGGCCAUGCAACUGCAGCUGCAGAUAUGGUGUCUCGUUUUUCAUCUGUUCACCGAUGGGCAGUCACUGGAACACCCGUUCAGAAGAGUCUUCAAGAUCUUUAUGGGCUUGUUGUUUUUUUGUGCAUAGAGCCGUACUGCAAUAUGACAGAUUGGAAAAAUAUUUUAUAUGAGCCUUUUUGUAAUGGAAAAAAGGGUCCUAUGUAUACACUUCUCGCACACAUCAUGUGGCGCUCUUCAAAAAUUGAUGUGCUGGAUCAAAUUCAAAUCCCACAACAAACAGAACUGCUUUGUUUGAAUGAUUUUUCUCCUGUUGAGCAGCAUUUUUAUCUUCGUACUCACCAGGAGUGCUCAAAUGACUUCUUGGAGAAACUUUCAAAAUUUGAGUCUUUGAAUUGGACGUUAGAAUCUCUAAAAGUAGUAACAGUUAACCAUAUUUUGGGACCUCUCCUCAAAUUAAGACAAGCCUGUUCUCAUCCUCAAGCUGUUCGCGGUAAUGUGUUAACAGCUCAGAAGAAAACAAUGACUAUGCCUGAGUUAUUAGAAGCCCUUAUCAAGAAAACUGCUAUAGAAGCACAGGAUGCAUUGCGAAAGCACAUUUCUUCUCUAAAUGCUAUUGCAGGCUUACACAUAAUUUGCAACGAGUUCGUCUCUGCUGCAGAAAAGUACAGAGAGGUACUUCAAAUUGCUGAUGAAUAUAAAGGGCGUGUUAAUGUAGACACACUUCAGAGAAUACACACUAUGCACAACUUAGAUGAAGUAAUCAAGUGCCACAGAGAUGUUAUACCUCCUACUCUUAGGGAUGAUUCCCUUUGUGAUGAAGCAAAGAAUCUUCAAGACAAUUAUUUAAGUAAAUCCCAAGCUUCUGUGAUUGCAGCUGAAGAAAACUUAAAAGUGCUGUCAGGUAGUGUUUCUUCAAUAGAAGGUAAAUUUUCAGAAAUGAGUAAUUCAAAUUGGUGGGUUGAUCUCUGUUAUGUUUUGGAUAGAGAGGAAAUGCUACUGAGAAUACAUGAUGCUUUGGUGAACCACCGAAAGAGUUUGGCUGAUGUCUCCUCCUCUAGCAUCAUCAACAGAGUGUCCACCAUAAAUGGUGUACAGGUCAUUUGUAAUCAAUGGCUGGAGGAUAUUGAAAAAAAUCAAACUAAAGUAAGGAAGGAGCUAGAAGCUUUAAAAGCUGCAGACAGUGCAACUUUAGUUAAUGAUGCUGUUGAUUGUCAUCUCAGAGUGAGUAAUUUAAAAUCAAAGAAAACUUUCUGUCAGCUUUGUAAAGUUGAAAACAUUCUGAAAAAUUAUGAAACUGGCCUCUUUGAUAUUAAACUUAAGAGAAAUGAGAACACAAUGGUUGGAGAUGUAUAUCUACUUGGCCAAGGAAAAGAGGGUUCUUGGAAACCAAGUGAACAAGAAACUGUGCUAAGGACAAUUUUGUCAUUUGGUCGGCAAAAGAAAGCAGAAAACAAUUUGGUCAAAUCAGGUACAUUGUUUAUCAAAAUAAUGGAUGCUUUACGCAAAGAAUUUAAACCCUUGCGUCUUCUGUGGAGUAUGAUAAAUGAGAGAACUUGUGCUCAAGAUGAACUGAAUAUGUGCAAACUUCGACUAAGAUUACGUUUACCUGAAGAAGCAGUUCCUUCUCACGCAAUAUCAACAAAUAGAAGAAAAUCGGUCCCCAAAAAAAACAAUUUAAGUUCAAAUCUUGAUACUAAGAUGGAGAAUCUACAUGUGAUUGAAAUUCACCAGGUAGAAACCAUGAUUCACCAAAAUAAACUUGAAGCAGCCUCAGCAUUGAGUGAUCUGAAAAAAAAAUAUGGGACUGUUGCUUAUUUACAGAAUCUCAGAAAUAAAGAUGACUCUAAGUCAAAUGUGGAGGUGUGUCCUGUGUGCCGAAGUAACUUGGAGAAAAAGUGGGCUGUCCUUUCAUGUGGUCACUGUUAUUGUAUGGAUUGUGUUUCUGAACUUUUUAAAAAGAAACAAGUUCUGUGUGCUAUAUGUAGAGAAAACACAAAGUUUGAUGAAGUAUCUUUUGUGAAUCCAAGCUCUGAUGAUAAGAUUGAAAGUACUGAAACAGAAAACAGUUUACCUUCAGUUGAAGGGUCACAUUCAACUAAAGUGGAAGCAAUAAUUAAGAAAUUGUUCCUCCUAAAAGCAGCUGAUCCUUAUGUUAAGGUUCUUGUCUUCUCUACGUGGGAACGUGUCUUAGAUGUUCUUGAGGAAGCAUUGACCCAAAAUAAUGUGAAGCACUUGCGGUUAAGAACUGGUCCAAAAUACGAGCUGACCCUGAAACUGUUUAAGGAUCAAGAUGAGGAAGAUACAGUCACGGCAUUGCUCUUGCCUUUAAAGUUAGGGUCGAAAGGCUUGAAUUUGACUGAAGCCACACAUGUCAUGAUGGUUGAACCAGUUCUUAAUCCAGCGGAAGAGUUACAAGCUAUUGGCAGAGUUCAUAGAAUUGGUCAAACAAGACCUACUUUUGUCCACCGAUUCCUCAUAAAAGACACAAUAGAGGAAAGAAUGUUUUCUGCUGUGCAAGCUACAGGAAAAGAAAAAUGGAGUGGAAAGCAAGUAACACUUCAGCAGCUUAAAGAUUUAUUCACAUCAUCACAGUCAGCAGUACCUGGAGCUCAAACAUCUUCAUCUCCCAUAUUAGUUCAGGAUUGAAGUACCUGAUUUUUAGUUUGUUUUAUAUAGUACAUUUAUCUCUGAACAUACGUAUUUUAAGGGUAGCCACUAUAUUCAUCUGAAUAUGCACCCUCUUUCCCCCCCCAAAAAAUUGCUUUCAAAGUGUGAGUGUGUGAGUGUGUGUUACUUUUCUUUUUUUUUGGGGGGGGGGGGGCUUCAAGCACACACAUUACUAUCAACCCGAUAGAAGUGGUUAGGUGCUCUCCGAGGACUUUCCCCACUAAAAUUUUUUUUGAAAAAUUUGAGGCCUUGUAAAGGGGGGGGGGGGUACUCAGAUGGAUACGGCACAUCUCUUAUCUUUAGAAACAAAGGUGCAGUUCAAGACAACCAUACUUUAGAAAUCUUUAUUUAAUUUUGUCAGCUUCCUAUAAAUUUAAUGAUUGCUGUACAGUUUAAAUGUUGUUUGCUGGAACCAUAAUUAAGUCUGUACCCUGCUUAAUGCUAAAAUAUAGCGGAAAUUUUCCAUCAUCACACAUCCAA